Molecule: messenger RNA, 2622 nt
Organism: Balaenoptera ricei (Rice's whale)
Lineage: Eukaryota; Metazoa; Chordata; Mammalia; Artiodactyla; Balaenopteridae
Gene: ST8SIA4
Product: ST8 alpha-N-acetyl-neuraminide alpha-2,8-sialyltransferase 4
Exons: 5
Coding region: 283-1362 (359 amino acids)
Biological process (GO): N-glycan processing; oligosaccharide metabolic process
Molecular function (GO): alpha-N-acetylneuraminate alpha-2,8-sialyltransferase activity
Source: RefSeq, a predicted model, not a curated record
CUCUUCGGAAAAAAACCUGAGCCCCAGGGAGGCGGCGAGGAGCGACCGGGUUAGGGCUGGCGGGAACCGCGAGAGAGUGCGCUGGGCAGCGCUCGAGGACCAGUGGGAGCUUGGCCGCAGAGGACCCUCGAGACCUGCUUCUGAGAUCCCAGCUCCACGCUCUCCUCCCAUUUUACAGAUCCACCCCCCCACUCCCCGCGACUACAUCUCCCCAAAACGGAGCCUUUAUAUGAAGAGAAGGUGAGGGAGCUGGGGCAACCACGACUUUCCCGGGCACCCAAGAUGCGCUCCAUUAGGAAGAGGUGGACGAUCUGCACGAUAAGUCUGCUCCUGAUCUUUUAUAAAACAAAAGAAAUAGCAAGAACUGAGGAGCACCAGGAGACGCAACUCAUCGGAGAUGGUGAGCUGUGUUUGAGUCGAUCACUUGUCAAUAGUUCAGAUAAAAUCAUUCGAAAGGCUGGCUCUUCAGUCUUCCAGCAUUCUGUAGAAGGUUGGAAAAUCAAUUCCUCUUUGGUCCUAGAGAUAAGGAAGAACAUUCUUCGUUUCCUAGAUGCAGAACGAGAUGUCUCAGUGGUCAAGAGCAGUUUUAAGCCUGGUGAUGUCAUACACUAUGUGCUGGACAGACGCCGGACACUAAAUAUUUCUCAGGAUCUGCAUAGCCUCUUACCUGAAGUUUCACCAAUGAAAAAUCGAAGAUUUAAGACCUGUGCAGUUGUUGGAAAUUCUGGCAUUCUACUAGAUAGUGAAUGUGGAAAAGAGAUUGACAGUCACAAUUUUGUAAUAAGGUGUAAUCUAGCCCCUGUGGUGGAGUUUGCUGCAGAUGUGGGAACUAAAUCAGAUUUUAUUACCAUGAAUCCAUCAGUUGUACAAAGAGCAUUUGGAGGCUUUCGGAAUGAGAGUGACAGAGAAAAAUUUGUGCAUAGACUUUCCAUGCUGAAUGACAGUGUCCUAUGGAUCCCUGCUUUCAUGGUCAAAGGAGGAGAGAAGCACGUGGAGUGGGUUAAUGCGUUAAUCCUUAAGAAUAAACUGAAAGUGCGAACUGCCUAUCCGUCACUGAGACUUAUUCAUGCUGUCAGAGGUUACUGGCUGACAAACAAAGUUCCCAUCAAAAGACCCAGCACAGGUCUGCUCAUGUAUACCCUAGCCACAAGAUUCUGUGAUGAAAUUCACCUGUAUGGAUUCUGGCCAUUCCCUAAGGAUUUGAAUGGAAAAGCUGUCAAAUAUCAUUACUAUGAUGACUUAAAAUACAGGUACUUUUCCAAUGCAAGCCCUCAUAGAAUGCCAUUAGAAUUCAAAACAUUAAAUGUGCUACAUAAUAGAGGAGCUCUGAAACUGACAACAGGAAAGUGCAUAAAGCAAUAAAGCACAUCUGAAACAUACAAAGAGACUGAAUAUGCACUUCUUUUCUGAAGAUGCUUCCUAAGAUUUGAAAACAGGAUCCAAAACAAGACUGGGUUUCAGCAUCCACCACUUAUCUGAAAGGUGAUAAAGGACGUUCAUGAGAAAUGCACUACCAACUGAUGAAAUACCUGCAAAGUGCUCUGAAAAUUAAGUAUUUUGACUUCAAGGGUCCUAGUAAGUGCCACUUCCACUAAGAACACAGUUUGAAUGUAUAAUCAGUAGUGUUUACAAGAUCCAACAAUGCACUCGUCAUUAGUUAAUGAAUCAAAAAUGUUCAUCACUGUUGGGCUGCCACUGCAACGCCAAGCACAUGAGAAGAGGAACCCAGGAACACAACUCAGCCCUUGGGGAAACUGAACCGUCCUGUCAGCAGAAAUCAAGAUGGAAACAGUUUGAGCAGUGAAAUCCAUAAGAUUAAACAACUCAAGUAAAUGCCUUCAGUCAGGAUUCUGAGUCUGAUCAUGAACUUUAUGUUUUUGUUUCUGUUCUUGUUUGCCUUCUGGAAUCUCUUUUGGUUUGGGUAUUGGGGUGCUUCGAAAAUCCUUCUGAGAUAAAAAUGAAAGAGAUAAAUAACCUUCAAGUGAUCAUUUUUAAAGUUCUUUUAUUUUUAAAGUGUUAUCACACAAUGACUUUGUAAAAAAAGUUUUAUUUUGCACAACUCUAAACCUCCAGAUUUUUUCCCAACCGUGUAGAAGGUACCAGAUAAACUGUAUCACUCAGUAAUUUUGAGCCAUUCUAAAGGAAAGAUAAACUCUGUCAUUUGAGAUGGUAAAAUUAGCAGGAAAAAAAAUGUUCUUUUGGUACCAAAGAUUAUACUGAUGUGUCUACACAACAAACCAUUUUCCUUUCAUGAAAAUAACAUAUUAAUAUAUUAUUAUGCUACUAAAGUGAAAGUUGUCUCUAGGUAUUUUAAAUUUUCCAAAUUCAAACUUUAUUUUUAUUUGAAGGAAGGUUCCACAGCUUUUACACUUCAUAAUGAUUUUGUGGAAACAUUUUGCCCAUUAGAAUAAAUGUUUGAUAGGGCUAAAAUGUGACUUUUCUUUGAUAUCCCCCUUGUUAUUCAAAUGGAAAGAUUGGCAUGCUCUCUAGAUUAUUGUUAAAUUUUCUUAGUGCCGAAAUAAUAUGAUUAAUGGAGUAUUGUUUUCGUCACGGAGAUGAUUAAUUUUAAGAGGUUUAACAAUGAAACUGUACAUCAGUAUUUUGCACUUCAGAUUAAUUAAA